Molecule: messenger RNA, 1350 nt
Organism: Caenorhabditis angaria
Lineage: Eukaryota; Metazoa; Nematoda; Chromadorea; Rhabditida; Rhabditidae
Source: the annotation of a GenBank genome assembly
AUGUCAAAAGUUCCCAAGAUUCGUGCAAAAGUGAUUGAUUGUAAACAAGGUGCCGUUCGUGCUGUUCGAUAUAAUGUUGAUGGAAAUUAUUGUAUAACAAGUGGAAGUGAUAAAACUAUCAAAUUAUGGAAUCCGUUGAAAGGAAGUUUAUUGAAAACAUAUUCAGGAACUGGAAAUGAAGUAUUAGAUGCUUGUUCUUCAUCUGAUAAUUCACAAAUUGUGGCUGGAGGAGCUGAUCGAGCCUGUACUGUAUUUGAUGUUGAAACUGGAAAACAAUUGAGAAGGUGGAGAACACAGGGAGGUAGGAAUUUGAAAUUUGAUAUUAAAAAUACUACUGGGUUACUUUUGAUCUCAGAUUGGAAAUAUUUACUUAUAAAUCUAUUUUUUAAUGAGAUAGUUGUCUCCAAGUUUAUGAAUUCUAAAUGUAUUUUUUGGUUAUGAGUUUUGAUGAAAGAAAAUUAAAAAAUCCGAUAAAUUAUUUUUCCAAUUUUUUUCUCAAGUAUAAAUUGUUUCAGCUCAAGUAAAUGCAGUUGCUUUCAACGAAGAAUCAAAUGUGUGUUUUUCGGGUUCGACAGAUUGCACAAUGCAUGCAUUUGAUGUUCGAUCUCGAAGUGAAAAACCAAUUCAAAUAUUCAAUGAAUCAACUGAUGGAAUACUUUCAAUUGAUGUGAAUCAACAUGAAAUUGUUGUUGGAAGUGCUGAUUGUAAUUAUCGGACAUAUAAUAUUCGAGAUGGUAAUGUAAGUCAAUAUUUAAGAUUUUUUGUAAACAAAGAAAAGAAAAGUGUACUGAAUUUCAGAUGACAGUUGAUUUUAUGGGAGAUGCUGUGAAUAGUGUUCAUUUUACACCGGAUGGAAAUUGUAUUCUCGCUUCGACUGGUGAUGGAAAUGUUAGAUUGAUGGAUAAAUCGAAUGGAAAACUGUUGGCCAGGUAUUUUUUAACCUAGUUUUUGUAGAGAUGUUUGAACUGAAAAAAAUUACACGAAAAUUUCAAAAAAUUCGCAAAAAAUCAAAGCUUCAAAUUUUAGUGAAAAAUGAUGACACUAUGGUUCAUUAUUUGAAACUCACAGAAAUCAACUUUCAAAUUUUUCAGCUACAAAGGACAUGAAAAUUCAACGUAUAAAAUCGACAGUUGCAUUCUUCAAUCAAUUGAAUUCAUUGCAACUGGAUCUGAAGAUGGAUUUGUUUAUAUUUAUAGUCUUAUGGAUUCGGAUAUUGUUGCGAAACUUGACCAUCCAUCAAAAGUUAUUCCAUCUUUAUCUUCUCAUCCGAAAAAAGAACGAUUAUUGACUGCUUCGGGACAACUUAUUUAUCAAUGGGUUUGUGAAGAUGAUCAAGAUUUUCAUGUUUGA